This is a messenger RNA of Lobosporangium transversale, 5867 nucleotides long. RefSeq lists its product as hypothetical. The transcript is spliced from 5 exons. Lineage: Eukaryota; Fungi; Mortierellomycota; Mortierellomycetes; Mortierellales; Mortierellaceae. The coding region runs from base 7 to 5817 and encodes 1936 amino acids. Gene Ontology annotation, molecular function: protein binding. The record is from RefSeq and is a predicted model, not a curated record.
CUGAUCAUGAAUUUGGCACAGGCUGUGGCAUCAAACGACUUAAAUUUGGUACGGGAGUUGUGCAGGAAUGGACAUGAUCCCAAUCAGACGUUCGCAUGUAGUCCACGGCAAUCGGCCUAUGCGGUUCAACCGAUCAUGGGCCAUGCAGAGAAUUUCGAACCAGAUGAUAUCCUCUAUGGAGUCACCCCCUUGAAUUUGGCGGUCCUGAACGGAAAUGAGGAAAUCGUACGAGUCUUGUUGGAUGCAGGCGCAGAUUUGAAUAAGAAGGAUGGUCGAGGAAGAACGCCAUUACUUUGUGCAGUCUAUGGCUUGGACACCUUGACUAUCACCCCCGCCAACCUGGCAUUGAUCUCUCAGACCACCCCUGCACAUCUUUCAAUCUUACGCAACUGUAUCCUCCCACACCCCUCCAUCACCCUAUCAACUUUAAAUGCACCUCAGGAUGAGAUCAAGGGUAUCACCCCACUAUGUCUAGCCAGUUACCUGGGUAAAGAGGUCGUCGUCCGCUGUUUACUCGAGGCUGGUAAAGUUGAUGUGGAUGCUACAGAUAGAAAAGGCGCCACUGCGCUCAUGUAUGCUGCACGAGAUAGACACAUGUCUGUUGUCAAGACAUUGCUUCGACAUGGUGCGUCCCCGGAUCUGACUGAUAGUAACGGUUGGUCCUCGAUCCAGUAUGGUCAAAUGUACCCUGAAAUUGUUCAAAUGUUUGAAGAAGCACUCCGGUGCAAGAGGCCUGAGGUCAUGCAUCUGUUGACACCUCCAGAGUCUCCGCAACAGUCUCGAACAACAUCUUCAGCAUUGGAUCGAUCUGCCGAUGGGUCCAGUAACACGGCUCUUCCUUAUGCUCUCUCUCAAAGUUUGGUUCGGUACCCUCUCUAUUAUUCAAAACUCUCCUCCUUACUCUUAUCCCUUCCUGCUCCACAGAAUGUUGGGUCAAAAGAUGGUGUCUUGAGCCUCCGGCAAGCAGGAUCAGCAACAACUCAAGACAGCACCCAACUACAGCGAACAACUCAUGCAGCUAUUCUGGAAGCGAUUAAAUUGGGUGAUUACAUGACGCUGCAGUCCUUAUUGAUGACCCCUCCUACAUUACAAGAUAACAGCAGCAAUAAUAGUAGCGGUAAUAAUAGUAUUAUUAAUGGGAGUAAUAGCACUGCUGGAAAUGGAGGAAUCGGAAAUAUAGCACUGGUGAACUAUCAUGAUCCACAGACAGGCUUGACACCAUUACACCAUGCUCUCAGGACCCGUCCAUUGCCCUCCAUGGAAACAGUAAAGAUUUUGUACCAAGCGGGCGCAGAUAUGAAUGCACAGAGUCACUAUGGUCGAACUGCCUUACAUCAUCUCUGUCGCUUCAGUUUAGAGCAAGCACUUACACCAUUAAACGACGAUAACGCCGCUAGUUCACCCUCAACGACACUAAAUGGAGGGCCCGCAUCAGCCAAUGGCCUAUCAUCGAGUAACAGCACUGUAGAUGAAUCAAAGGGAGGUCGACGAAAGAACCGAUCUCGGACAUUGACGAACGGAUCUGCUGGAUCCAAUCAUUUGGUGCCUAAUGGAAAAGAUCAGGCUAGCUCAUCUGCUGCCUCCACAACAUCAUCCAAUGAUCUAUCAACAGGCGCGAACGCUUCUCGACAUGCUCAUGCAAAUCAUCCGGAUACAUCUGUUCUCAAAACAGCCUCACCCGAAGAGAUCCAACGAGCCUCUAAACAUCUUGCGAAUUGCUGUCGACUUUUAUUGCGCCUUGGAUCUCUGGUCAAUAUUCAGGAUCGACACGGCAACACCCCUUUACAUUUUGCGGUAGAGUACGGUGGAGUAUUGGAGGUUGUCAAAGUGUUGGUACAGGAGGGGGCAGAUGUAGAACAACGUAAUACAAAAGGAUUGAAACCUUUGGAUGUGAUUCGAGGCGUGCAAUCGGAAGAGAUGCGAUGUAUUCUUGAAAAUGGUCGUUCAAAAUUGGAUAAUGAGGACGGCGAUACGACCUCCAACGCCUUAAUAUCAUCACAACAAGUUCGUGAUAGUAUUCUCAAGCCUCUUAAUCUUCCAGAAACACUUCAUGAGGUUGAUUUCCAAUUCAAUCAGGUCCUUCAGAACCUCGAACACUAUCAGAACCAUACCUCAGUUUCCAUUGAAGCUUCACUUCAAUAUAUCACGGACCAGAUCCUCCUUGGCUGGUCACCGGGCUAUCAUAACGCCAGUGGACAAGGACAGUCUCAAGAAGAAUACAAUACCGAUUUGAUGGCGAGCCUAGAGAACCUCAAGUAUGAGCUCGAGAGCACCUACGAACUGCUGAUGAUCUCUGAGGAACAAUACCGAGAUGUGAUUACAUUCUAUGAAUCCGAGUUGAAUGAGAUGACACGUCAAAACCUGACAGUCUUGACGACUUACGACUCUGAAAAGUCCAAGGUAACAGGGCUAUACGCAAUCUACACUCGACUGACUGAGCAACUGGAGGAAUUAGAAGCCGAGAAUGAGGGGUUGAAGAAAGAGCUUGAGGAGAAGAAAAGACGGGGGUUAGUCAGCUUGGGUCGACUCGUCCACGGAGCGAUGAGUGGAGACUGGUCCGGUACUCGCAGUGGGACGGGCAGCACCCUAGGAAAGCAUAAGCCGACAACACCAACAGAAGCAACAUCGGUGUUGACACGGAAAAAAAGAGAUCUCUUAGAGGCCGCGGCGCUCGAUGAUGGACAGCCUUCAAGGGAUGAGGAGACCAACCUAGAAGGCCCCCCUCCUCGACCAGCCAUGGUGCUUGAUCCACAAGAUGCUUUGACAUCUACGGAAGCCAAUCAUUCCUCAGCUCCAGAUCCAGAGAGCUCGCUGAGUGAUAGACGUUCAAUGUCCUCCCACCGGCCCACAUCUCCAUCUCAGACAAUAUUGUCAUCCUGUGAAAGCGAGCCUGCUCUACACACAAUCGCGGUCCUGCUACAAAAGGUAUCGCUUCUGGAGCAAGAGUUGGCCACCAAGAUAUAUGAUACCAAAGAACGAGAUCUCCUUGUAGGAGAGCUUGAGGACUUGAUGAAUGAGCAAUCCAGGGUUUUCCAAGAGGAAAGCAAAGCCCGCGAAGAGCGUGUCGAGAAUCUCAUGUCCAUGUUAACUCGUGCGGAAGAAGGAGGGGAGGAGCAGGUACAGGCAUUAGCAAAUGAGCUGAUGGCGAAGAUGAUGGCUCAAGCAAAUGAAGUGGCAAGGAGACAGCGUACCCACAGCGAAUUCUCGCAUUCAUCUGUAGGGGGCGCAAGCCGCAGCACAUCUGCUCGGGUUUCAGGAGAUUGGACCUUUUUCUUGAAGAGAUCGGCAUCUACAUCUGUAGGAGAGGGAGGAGCACCACCAGUUGUGCAGAAGGAUCUUGUGGCGAGCCUCAGGCAGGAGAUAGAGUUGUCCAAGCUGCAGAUAUCAAGGCUAGAGCUUGCGAACGCCAACCUCCAGGAGAGAUGGCAACAAGCCAUGAAAGAGCUAGAAGAGAUCCGUACUGCAGAAAAAGCAAUGUCUGAUAGCGCAAGCGAUGUGGAUCAAACAGUUGUGGGUCAUCCAUCCACUUCAAUGUCCUUGACUAUGGAGAGACAACGGCCUCGAGUGACGACAUUUUAUGUCCCGAAAUGGCCAUACCAUCCACAGGAUGAGCCAUUGAUGCUGACACUUGACAAGGACAAUCAGCUGCAGGAGGAUAUGCCCUCUUUAGAGGAGAUCGAACUCGUCUUUGAAAUCCUGAUGGCCAACUUGGCAGAGAUCUCUCGUGAUGCAGAAGAAGCAGACCUGCGACUCCAAGAAUGCAAACGAGCCAAGGAGCAAAUUUACCACAGAUGUCUCUACCUCGAUGAUCUCCAAAAAACGUUGGAGGAAAAAGUAGAGACAAUUGUAUCUCAGCCCUUCAAGGCCAAUGAGGCUCAGCUCAAUUUCAUGGAGGAGCAAAGAGAAUUGCAGGCACAAAUUAAUGAGGUGAUGGAGCAGGCAGAGUCUGUCACAGACCUGUACAAUAAGCUGAAAGAGGACUUGCAGAAUUAUAAGGAUGAAAAACAGGCACGUCUUCGAGAGCUCGAUAAUGUCCGCGAUCUGAUGCGCAAGAUUGGUCCCCAGGAGCUUCUAAGAGGGUUAUUGGCCAAACUGGAUCAUGCCAUUCCGGAUGAUUCGGCUGCACAGGGCCGUCGGGAGGUCAUUGCGGCAGCUGUGGCUCAAGGAAUGGAGCUAGCUGCCGAAAUGGCGGCCGAAGAGCAUCAUCGUAAUGGCGAGCGGGUCCCAUCGCAUCUAUGGCGAAAUUCUUGCAGUGUGGUUGAUGAAGGGGAUGAACAAGAUGCCAUUGACUCGAGGUUGUCGACGGCUUCAAUCGACUACUAUACUCAGUCUUGCUCUAUUAGUGAUCACAAGCUCUUUAUCCAGUCACUUUGCUCGACCCUUUACGCGCUCCAAAUGACCACGACACACCAGAUCGCCAGUCUCAAGAGUUCUUUGGCAGAGUCGAGAGCAUCUUUGGUCUUGGCAGAUCAAGAGCUGUCAAACCUGAAUGAUCAAAUCGCAGGCCUUUAUGAGGACGUAGGUACACUCAGAAGCGAACUGCAUGAGCUUCAACAGGAGCUUGAUCGGUUAAUCCAGCUCCGUAAAGCAGAAGUUGAGAAGGUUUGGGAGAUUGUUGGAGAAGUCAGGAUCGAUGAGAAUGGCGUGAAUAGGGUCUUGGAGGAUGAUGAAGAUGAUGGUGAUGGUGAUGAUGAAGAGUCGGUUUUGAGCACAGACAUCCAUCGUAAGAAUUCGAUCCAGAGCCGAGCAUUGACUAGGAGUACGAUCUAUGCUAUUGAAAAUGGAGGUGACAACCCUCUGCUGCCUAAUGAUGGCGCUGGAUCAGCAGAGGCUGGAGCUGGAACUGGAGCUGGAACUGGAGCCGGAACCGAAGCUGGAGCUGGAGUGAAUGGCGAUGGCCAUAGUAAUACCAAUAACCGUAGUUCCGUGGUCUCCCAAUCACUAUCCAUUACCCGUGCAGAGCGAGCCUCAAUGCUUCGACAGAAUUCAUCCCGGCUUUCAGGGUGUGAAAACGAUGAGGCGAUGAGCCCCGAGUUUUCACAGACUUCAGAGUUGGACCGAUAUGCUCUGAUUUCUGCAGAGAUGGAUAAGUUGCGGUCACGGCACCUUCACUUGCUGACGACUAUUACUGAGUACAAGAAGCAGAUUACGGUGAUCAAGGAUCGUAAUCUCAAAUUGGUGGCGACGUUGUUGGACCGGGAGAGGGUUCGAUUAUGGACUGCAGAUGGACAGGAUGAGGUUAUUAAUGCGAUUGUAGGACAGCAUGGUCACCACAAUAGCCAUAACACUCACAACCAUGUAGCGGCAGUAGCAGCGAUGGCAGCGUCUGCCAAUGCAAUGUCGUCAUCACUUUCUUACAACGGCUUUAAUAUCAAUGGGGGUCAGAGCUUAUUAUCAGGAGAGUAUGUAUCUCGAGUAAGUAGUGCAGUGGUAAACAAUCAAUCUACUAUGAGCAUGGGCAAUGGCUCGAGUUGCACGUUAACGUCGAAUAUGACAACGUCAACAACAUCAACAUCAACAUCAACAUCAACAUCAACAUCAACAUCAACAUCAACAUCAUCAACAACAGGGACCAAAAAGCAUCAUAUGAGUUUGACCGCAGCAGAGGAUGGCAUCAAGUUAUUGCGAUGUCAAUUAGAGAGGAUCCGACAAUCAGAGAUGACUAGGUUCACAGAGAUGGGGAUUGGAUUGACUAUGAGCUAUUCUGGACUUUAUCCUUCGAGUGUCUCUGAGGUGGGUGCAAUGACGAUGGCCAAUGGAUUGGAAUCGAGUAAUGGGUUUAUGGAUUCACAAAGUGUACUUCUUUCAGGAAUCUGAAUGUCUGAAUAUUUGGACAGAUGGUAUUAAGUAAUCAAUAAUGACACGUU